Molecule: messenger RNA, 3716 nt
Organism: Oncorhynchus tshawytscha (Chinook salmon)
Lineage: Eukaryota; Metazoa; Chordata; Actinopteri; Salmoniformes; Salmonidae
Product: thromboxane A2 receptor-like
Exons: 3
Coding region: 1103-2383 (426 amino acids)
Biological process (GO): positive regulation of cytosolic calcium ion concentration; positive regulation of blood pressure; adenylate cyclase-activating G protein-coupled receptor signaling pathway
Cellular component (GO): plasma membrane
Molecular function (GO): thromboxane A2 receptor activity
Source: RefSeq, a predicted model, not a curated record
GUACAGAUACCCCAAAAAACGUGCUUGAAAGUAUUUUUACCUAAGUACUUUAAACCAUUGGUUAUAGCCCUAUUUGGAUGGGUGUUACUAGAGACGUUGGAUUUGUAAUUAUUAUCCAAGGAUAUGCGUUAUUCCAGAGGACGAUUCACACAAGAUGAGUUCGUUUUUCCAAACUAUCUUUUUGUUCAGUGCAUUUAAAUUGAAGUGUGAUCAUGCUGAUUAUUUUAGUGAUCCAUCCAUGGCAGAGCUACCAUUCGUUAGGUUCUCCAACCCUAAUCUAGGGCAUCUGAUUAAUUAAUUAGCUGGAUGAUAAACUGAAUCAGGUUAGUUAAAAGUGGGGUUGGAGCAAAACCUAUAGGAAGGUAGCUAUCCAGGAACAGAAUUGGAGAGCCCUCACCUAUGCCAUAAAACAGGGUUGAAUUAAAUAGCCUAAACUAUAGAAAACACAUUUUAUUGCAAAUUUAGGCCUAAUUCAACUGAUACAUUUGGCGAUGUUAAAUUUAAAUUCACUGGCACAACGAAUAAUACCUUAACCGUACACCAUAGUGAUUGCCUAGUAAAUUGACCAAAAUUAUAUUUUAGGCUUUGUAAUGUGUAUCUAACCAAGAUAUAGCCUAUGCGAACGGCACUGACUGUCUAUCUGCCUGCUCCUCUUCGCUAGUGUUUGAUCUUCGGUCUGUUGUGUGUAGACUAGCUCAGCCCACUCAUUGAUUGUCCCUACAUUGCAAGACAAGACAUUCCUAUAUCCUACAUUUUAUGAUUACCGAUGCACGGUUCCGACUGUUUGCAUCUCUAUCUAUCGCUAGCUCGCUCUCUUUGCUGUGAGAGUUUUGUUUUUGAAAUAUACAAGGGAAAUAGUUUCCUCCGUUGCAAAAAAUACUGAAUCUUAGGAGUCGAGGAGUCAAUUCCGAAUCUUGACGGCGGGCAAGGACUCGAGGAAUCGAUUAGAUGAGGUGCCGUCAACUUCGCCUGAUGACUUGUGUUUGACAGCGACGCUCUGCUGUGGAAAGGGUGAAGAAAAAAGACAAUGGAAAUCUUCAAAAUGGACUAGUUCCUCCUCUUCUGAAGUGUGUUGGGAAUAGCCAAACCUCCUCCAGCCACCAUGAACCACUCUAACGAGUCGACCCCACUGUGCUUUUCCAUCAACAGUCCCCCCUUCAACUACACCCACACCAUUGCUUCCGCCUACUUCUCAUCAGUGUUUAGUGCACUGGGCCUCACCUUCAACCUCAUCGCCUUCGUGGUCCUCCUGAAGUCCUUCCUACGCACGCAAAGCCGGUCGCGCUCCUCCUUCCUCAUCUUCCUCUGCGGCCUGGUGUUUACCGACUUCAUGGGCCUCCUGGUCACUGGCUCCAUCGUGGUCUCCUUCCACUUCACCCAGUUCAACUGGCGCCUCCUGGACCCGCACUGCCACUUCUGCAACUUCAUGGGCAUGUCUAUGGUCUUCUACGGCCUGUGCCCGCUUCUGCUGGGAGCCACCAUGGCCAUGGAGCGUUUCGUGGGCAUUAAUCGGCCGUUCGCCCGCUCGACCAGCAUGAUGACCAAGUCGCGGGCAGUGUCCAUAGUGCUGCUGGUAUGGGCAGGGGCGGGGUGCAUCUCACUGCUGCCCCUGGUUGGUGUUGGGAGCUACCACAUGCAGAUACCGGGCUCCUGGUGCUUCUUUAAAAUUAGCUCAGAGGCAAGCGACAUGGCCUUUUGCCUGCUUUUCUCACUGGUAGGGCUGCUGUCCAUCGCUGUGUCCUUCCUGCUCAAUACAAUAAGCGUGGUGACCCUGGUCAAGGUGUGCUGCAGCCAGGACGCUAGGCAGCGGCGCCGCGACUACGAGGUGGAGAUGAUGGUGCAGCUAAUCUGGAUCAUGAUGAUCGCUUCCAUCUGCUGGUGCCCCCUGCUGAAUAUUGCCUCACAGAAUGGAAACGGCAGCCAACCGAGAUGUCUCCCAAAUGGUCGGCGAACAGGGAUACCUACUUCGUCAACACCACGAUCAGCUGGCGCACCUGGGAACGGAGUUCUUCAACGUCUAGAUUCUUCCCCAAGGGAGUCACUCCCAACGAGCGGCGGAUCCUCUACCAUGAGUUCACCCAGCGAACCAGCACCCCAGCCCAUUCAGCAGUCUGCCCAGGUCAGCGAUGCCCGUUUGUCCCUUCCAGACAAAUAUGACGGGACUCCAUCCAAAUGCUGUGCCUUCCUCCCCCAGUGCUCCCUCUAUUUUGCUCAUCAAACGGGAGCUCCCAUCACUGAGCACCUACUUGAACCACGACAGGGGGACCAGACUGCUGCGGAGUACGCACUCACCUUUCAUACUGUGGCAGCAUCCAGCGGAUGGAAUGUGCUGGUGCUCCGCAUCUUAUUCAGAAGAGGUUUGAGUGAGGAGGUCCAGACGUAGCUGGCAUGCCGAGAUGACACUCUCUCAUUGGACGCACUCAUCGCAACGGCCAUCUGUCUGGAUAACCUCCUUCGGGAGCGUCAGCACUCCCAUCGCUUAUAUCCCUCCUUUGUUGACUGAUCUGAGUCAGAGCCUGAACCAAUGGAGGUAGGGGCUACGCGUAUCUCCACGGCUGAGUGAUGCUGUCGAAGACAACUGGGGCGAUGUCCCUAUUGUGUCCAGGAGGGACAGCUUCAACUGUGUCCACUAAGUUCUAACCCGAGAGUCACUAAAGCAGAGGGACGGUCCAAUGAUCAUCCGUCUCAUGGGGUAGAUCAGGGUGUGAGUAUUCAUCUUCACUCUCCAACAAACCUUUCUUAGUACCUAUUUCAAUAGCUGUCUGUCCCUCGUGUUGUUUCCACAGCUUUAUUUGACUCCGGAGCCACAGGGAAUUUUAUUGACCAGGCCCUUGCCUCCUCCCUGAACAUCAUACCCCCUCUCCUCUCCGUUUUCAGUUCAAGCACUAGAUAACCAACUACUGGGAUCUGGCACAGUCACACACAUCACAGCACUACUCACCAUCACCGUGGGAGCCCAGAUUCAAGAAAGCAUCACCUUCCUCAUUAUCCAGGCACCCGUACACAAAGUCAGCCUCCCGUGGCUAAACGCCACGACCCCACCAUGUCCUGGCCGAGGAUGGAGAUUACGGCCUGGGUACCCAGAUGCCGGAAGACCUGAUUUUCCUUACCUUGUGGUUCACGUAGGUUGAGAAUCCUGUGGUUUUCCUCCAGGCCGACAUCCCAGAGGUUUACCAGGAUCUCUGGGAGGUUUUCUCCAAGACUCGCGCCACCUGUCUCCCUCCUCUUUGCCCCUGGGACUGAGCCAUCAACCUGCUUACAGACUCUGCGCCUCUGCACAGCCGCAUCUACCCAGUCGGUGGCUGAAAUCAAGUCUUUGAAGGAGCACAUCCAGGAGGCUCUCCAACAAGGUUUAAUCCGCCCAUCCGACUCCCCUGCAUUGGCUGGCUUCUUUUUCGCAGUGGUGUAAAGUCCUUAAGUAAAAGUACUACUUAAGUCAGUUUUUGGGGGUAUUUGACAACGUUUACAUCACUACAUUUCUAAAGAAAAUAAUGAACUUUUUACUCCAUAAAUUUUCACUGACACCCAAAAGUAGUCAUUACAUUUUGAAUGCUUAGCAGGUUAGGAAAUGUGGUCUAAUUCACAUACUUAUUAAGAGAACAUCCCUGGUCAUCCCUACAGCCUCUGAUCUGGCAGACUCACUAAACACGUGCUUCGUUUGUAAAUUAUAUCUGAGUGUUGGAGUGUUGAAGUGUGCCCAAUCUGUAAAUUUAAAA